AUGCUAGACUUUCCCAACGGGACUUCCUCCCCUGCCAGUUCCGUCGGUGUAAUGAUGAGUUUCCUCAGCUCGAGUGCAGCCUUUCUCGAUGGGUUGGGUCCAACCCACGGUGGCGGUGGAUUGUUGCUGGGAGCUGGAAAUUCUUCACCUGUCGGUGCGAACCACUCCACCCUGGCCAACUACUCGACGGUGGUUAGUUCCUCGCCCGCGUCAGCUGCCCCUAUGCUAUCGUUGGGCGGGCCCAAUGGUUCGGUGGCACCACUACUCACUACGGCCCUGCUGAACGUCAACGGGUCGGGGUUGGAAUUUUCCGACGCGAACAACCUGACACACUCGUUCACCAACUUCGUGCACAAGGAGUUCAUAUUCGAUCGGACGGACGUGCGAGUCAUAUUCAUCACGCUCUACUCCUUGGUGUUUUGUUGCUGUUUCUUCGGGAACCUGCUCGUGAUUCUAGUGGUGACGCUCUCCCGAAGGUUACGCUCGAUAACGAACUUCUUCCUCGCGAACCUGGCCGUCGCCGACCUGUGCGUGGGUGUGUUCUGUGUGAUGCAGAACCUGACCAUCUACUUGAUCGAAAGCUGGGUGUUUGGUGACUUUCUCUGCAAGAUGUACCAGUUCGUGCAUUCGCUCAGCUACACCGCCUCGAUAUUCAUCCUGGUCGUCAUCUGUAUGGAGCGUUACUUUGCCAUCAUCCAUCCGAUCACGUGCAAGCAGAUCCUGACAUCGCGCCGACUAAGGUUAGUCAUCGUGGCCGUGUGGAUAACGUCCGCCGUCUACUCCAUCCCAAAGUUUAUCUUCGUGCGUACCAUCACGAACAACCUCGGUGAUGACCAGCUGGAAACGAUCUGCAUCGUCAACCGGAAAAUGUUCAACUCCGAGCUGUUCGACAUCAUCAACUUUGCCCUGCUGUACCUGCUACCGCUCCUGGUUAUGACGGUCCUGUACAGCCGAAUAGCGAUAGCACUGUGGAAAAGCUCCCGGGGGUUGGAGCGACACAUUGCGCUGCAAAACACAACCUCAUCGAGCUAUUCGAGCAAUUUCCACCGGAAGCCAAGCAGCAAGUACGACAAGCGAACCACAGGUGUCACCGAAAGCCAGGUUUCGGUCGAGUCGGAUAAGGUAGUGGUGACUACCUGGCCGGCGCAGAACAGCUUCCACCAACGACACGGCACCCAGCUGACACAGGUGUCCCACUCGUCCAACAACGUGCUCCGAGCGCGCCGUGGCGUCAUUCGCAUGCUGAUGGUGGUGGUGCUCACCUUCGCCCUCUGCAAUCUACCGUUCCAUGCAAGGAAAAUGUGGCAAUACUGGUCCACUGACUACAAGGGUGACUCCAACUUUAAUGCGCUCUUCACCCCGCUCACCUUUCUGGUGACCUACUUCAACUCCGGUGUCAAUCCACUCCUGUACGCCUUCCUGAGCCGCAACUUUCGUAAAGGCAUGCGCGAACUGUUGCUGUGUUCCUUGAAGAAGAACAAAAACAAAUCGCUCAAUCAGCGCAUCCCACUGCACAACCAUUCCUUACCGACCGAUUCGACCCAUGUAGGAUUUCCCCAAUGAUGCCACGACCUGAUCGACCGCGGGUGCUGCGGUCGGUGUGUCGGCAGCGGCAGAGGGCAUACCACUAGGGUCAGCCGCCGCCGCCGAGGGCACC
This is a messenger RNA of Anopheles maculipalpis, 1657 nucleotides long. Its product is annotated as trissin receptor. Bases 1 to 1563 code for a protein of 520 amino acids. Gene Ontology annotation, cellular component: plasma membrane. The record is from RefSeq and is a predicted model, not a curated record. Gene Ontology annotation, molecular function: neuropeptide Y receptor activity. The transcript is spliced from 8 exons. Gene Ontology annotation, biological process: G protein-coupled receptor signaling pathway. NCBI's taxonomy places the organism in Eukaryota, Metazoa, Arthropoda, Insecta, Diptera, Culicidae.